GUCCCUUCUCUUUGCUCCCCAUCCCUCUCCAUUCCGCUUUUCGCCUCACGCCCGCCCGCUGUCGACGUCCUCUUCCCGCGCACUGCUCCGUCUUCGCUCGAGCGCCGCCUCGACGCCUCCUCACGCACACACACACACGAACCCCUUCACUCCCCUCCGAUUCCCUCCCAUUCCCCUCCACUCGAUCACACUCCCCGUCCUCACGCCAGCCGCCAUGUUCGCAUCCGUACACACGCCCGGCCCCGCCACCGGCCGCGGCCGCAGCAUGUCGCCGGCGCGCCGCGCACGCGGCGCCAUGACCGAGGGCCGCGCCAAGCUCGGCGAGGGCAAGGUUGGCGAGGGCAAGCGCAUCUUCGAGUCGCUCGCCAAGCAGGGCGCCACGCCCGCCCGCGGGCGCCACGGCUUCCUCGGCGACAAGGACCGCACGAACCAGUCGCCCAUGCGCUCGCGCCAGCAGGGAGGCGACGAGGGGCAGGGCUCCAGCUCGGGCUCGGGUAAGGACGCGCUACUCUCGCCGUCGAAGCAGUCGCUGCAGCCCGCCGCCAGCCCCGCCAAGGCGGGCAAGGGCAAGGCGCGCUCCGUCUCGCCGCGCAAGGGAGCGCUGCAGCUGCAGACGCCGGCGCCCUCGCGUCUGGCCGACAUGAGCUACGCCACGCCGCGCUCCGUCGCCGCCGAGCCUGUGCCGCUGGCGUUUGCGCAGCGUGCUGCCGAGCUCAAGACGCCCGUGGCGCAGCUCGGCCGCGCCGGCGCCGCACGUUUCCGCAUGGGCGAACUCAUGGACCAGGCGGCGGCGGCCAGUGCCGGCGGGCGGGUGUACGAGGCGCCAGAGGAGGAGGUGCAGACGCACGUCGCCGAGUGGGACGAGUGGCCCGAGAUCGAGUACAUGGCGCCCAGCGACUGGGCCAAGAACACGCCCUACGACUUCCCGCCUGCGCUCGACAACCUGCCGCGCGGCGCCGAGCUGGGCCAGAUGCUGGCCGCCUUCCGGCCCAUGGGCGUGUACCGGCCGCGCAAGCUCUCGCUCGAGCUCGAGGCCGACAUGCUGGCGCAGGAACUCAAGACGCACAUCGAGCACGGCCUCGACGCUCUCGAGCCGCAGGAGGGCCUGCAGCGCACUGAUGAGGCCGAUGACGAAGGGCCGUGGCCCAACGUGCAAGUCGCACCUGCCGCCGCUGCUGUGCCAGCCGCAUCGCAGACGGCCAAGGCCCGCACGCCGUCGCAAGGCUCGACUGCCUCCGUGCGCAGUGCGUCGUCGACUGGCGCGCGCGCACCGCUCGCUCGCGGAGCCAUGGCACCACCGCCGCCUCCGUCGAUGACGGCGCGCGUGCGCUCCGGAGUUCCGCUCUCCUCGGGCUCCUCGCGCCCGCAGACCACUACUGCCCCUGGUCGAGCCGCCCCGACGCGCACUGCUGGCCCGCCAGCCGUUCGCGCGACGGCUGCCAAGAACAGUGAGCCGCUCAAGCGCGCCCUCAGCAGCAGCAGCAGCGCCGCUGCUCGCCCGGCCGUGCGCUCUGCGCUGGCGCCCGUGCGUCCUGCGCAGGCACGCGCUGCUGCGCCGGCAGCAGCUGCGACGGCGCCAGCAGCAUCGAAGAUGCAGCUGCACCCGGCACUGCUCGAGGUGCAGAGCGACGCGCUCGGCAUGUGGGUCGAGCAGCGCCUCGCCGACCAGCACGACGAACACGUAGCCGCAGCCGAGGGCUUCGCUCUGGAUGAUGACGAAGAAUUGCAGGCCUAGAGGACCUUCGCAAAGCAUCUCGUUCCCCUGUCCAUCACUUCCCUCAAGUCUCCGAGCACACACGUCCUUCACGCACCCUCCUUUGACGCACUCAUACGUUCGACCCGACCCGAUACGCACACCACAUCAGCACGCUAUCCCUGCACUUCCCGUCGCUCCUCGCCACAUGUACUACUAGCCCAUUCUCUAACGCACACACACCCUGAGUCCCUAAUACGAAGCAUAUUGAGCGGUGG
Tilletiopsis washingtonensis is the source of this 1971-nucleotide messenger RNA. RefSeq lists its product as hypothetical. The transcript is spliced from 3 exons. Bases 215 to 1735 code for a protein of 506 amino acids. The record is from RefSeq and is a predicted model, not a curated record. NCBI's taxonomy places the organism in Eukaryota, Fungi, Basidiomycota, Exobasidiomycetes, Entylomatales.